AUGAAGGGGAUACUCCUUGUGCUGGUUUUGCUAGUGACCAUGGAGUUGAGCUUCCAGACAGAUAAUGUAUGUGUUAGUUUUUAUGAUGUUUUUGGGAAAGUGGUCUUGGGAUUGAAGAAACCAUUGUUUGAUGCCCUUAAUGUAGUAAAUGCUACUGAAGCAGAAAAGGCAGCCUUUGGAAAAAUCCAGGAUUGUUUCAAUGAAGGAGGACUCAAAGUCAAGAUAUUGGAUACUAAGGCCUUGCUCAAAAUCACCUCCAGCAAAGAGUGCAAUUCGUUCAAUCCGAAAGCAGUGGUGGAGGCUGUGAAGAAAAUUUAUGGUUAUAUUACUGCGCUGUCUCUUAAAAGGAGUUACCUGCUUUAG
Molecule: messenger RNA, 363 nt
Organism: Cavia porcellus (domestic guinea pig)
Lineage: Eukaryota; Metazoa; Chordata; Mammalia; Rodentia; Caviidae
Product: androgen-binding protein homolog
Exons: 3
Coding region: 1-363 (120 amino acids)
Source: RefSeq, a predicted model, not a curated record